This is a messenger RNA of Neltuma alba, 747 nucleotides long. Its product is annotated as receptor-like protein EIX2. NCBI's taxonomy places the organism in Eukaryota, Viridiplantae, Streptophyta, Magnoliopsida, Fabales, Fabaceae. The coding region runs from base 1 to 747 and encodes 248 amino acids. The transcript has 2 exons. The record is from RefSeq and is a predicted model, not a curated record.
AUGGCUGCGGAAUCCUUGGAGCUCGUUGUGGUUGGAAAACUCAGUUUGGCCACUGAUGGUGAAGCAUUGAAGAAGUGCAUCGAGAAAGAGAGGAAAGCUCUUCUGUUGUUCAGAGAAGGCAUCUAUGCUGACUCUGGUAUGCUGUCGACAUGGAGGGACGGAGAUGAUGAAGGUUGUUAUAACUGGAAAGGAAUUCAUUGCAGCAACCAAACAGGUCACAUUCAAAUCCUUGAUCUCCAUGCUUCAGGUCCACUUUAUAUGGCUGGCACCAUUAACAUUACUUUGUUGAGUGAUUUGCAUGAUCUGAAACAUUUGGAUCUCUGUCACAAUUGUUUCUAUCCAUGUGACAUCCCUCAGUCCAUAGAGUCCCUCACCAACUUAAGGUAUCUCAGCCUCACUUAUUCUAAUUUUGUUGGAAGUAUUCCCAAGGAAUUGGGCAAGCUCUCAAAUUUACAAUAUAUUGAUAUGAGUUUCAGUGACUUGGAGGGAGCUAUCCCUUGGCAAAUCAAAAAUCUCUCCAAGUUACAGUACCUUGAUCUUGGAGAAAAUAAUCUUGUUGGAGUGAUUCCUUAUCAACUUGGGAAUCUCUCCAUGUUGCACACACUGCAGCUUGGUUACAAUAUGAAUCUCACAGUAGCCAAUAGAAAAAAUAGUGAUGCAGAGUGGAUAUCAAAGCUCUCUUUGUUAACAAAUCUUGACUUGAGUUAUGUGAGUGAUGUUGAUGUGGCUGUAGUUCAUAGUUGGUAA